Molecule: messenger RNA, 2379 nt
Organism: Anarrhichthys ocellatus (wolf-eel)
Lineage: Eukaryota; Metazoa; Chordata; Actinopteri; Perciformes; Anarhichadidae
Gene: tpk1
Product: thiamin pyrophosphokinase 1
Exons: 9
Coding region: 461-1219 (252 amino acids)
Biological process (GO): thiamine metabolic process; thiamine diphosphate biosynthetic process
Molecular function (GO): thiamine diphosphokinase activity; thiamine binding; ATP binding
Source: RefSeq, a predicted model, not a curated record
UUCAAUAUUUACAAAGCAGACCGAUGUCAGGUUUAACAUGUGAAGUCGCUUUAUUAGUAGCGAAGUAUAGUGUCGGCAUGUGUGUUGUUUGCGUUAGUGUUGCACGGUUUUAUCUGUGAACAACGGGAGGCACCGUUGCUCAUUGCUCCGCUGUCGCGCCAUUUAUUUGCAUACAGCUGCGUACAGCUGGUUAAAGUUUUGUGAAGUGUUUUGUUCAUGUGUUGGCAUGUUACCACGGACGGUUCAACGGGGUCGGUUAGUGUUCAAGGAGCUUAUCAUUCAGUGGUUUAGCAGUGGAGUACUGCAUGACGAGCUGCUGCAUUAACACAGUUUAAUUACUUCAGUGACUGAGGACACCCUGGAGGCAGAACACCAGCGGUUGAUUGAUGUGUUGUUGCAGUGGUUGUAAAACAUUAACGCGAGUCGCCUGAUUGAAGACGGGCUCCUGUGGAUCCUGGCCAUGGAUGAAGAGUUGACGCCUUUGGACUGCCUUCUGCCCUCAGGCACGCAGAGGAUCUGUCUUAUUGUUCUGAACCAGCCUCUAAAUAAAGACUACCUGCACAUUCUCUGGAGUAAAGCUCUCUUGAGGGCAUGUGCCGAUGGAGCUGCCAAUCACCUUUACAACAACACCGCUGGAGAUAGAGACAGCUUUCUCCCCGACUAUAUCAGCGGGGAUUUUGAUUCCAUUACUGCCGAGGUCAAAGCAUUCUAUGGCGACAAGGGGUGCAAUCUGAUAGAAACAGAUGACCAGGAUCUAACAGACUUUACCAAGUGCCUCGCAAUCAUGGUGGAGGAAAUUCAGAGACGGCAGUUACAGGUGGAUGCCAUAGUGACACUGGGCGGUCUCGCUGGCAGAUUUGACCAGACCAUGGCAUCUGUUGAGACCCUCCACCACGCUCUGUCCAUGACACGACUCCCCCUGUUGAUCAUACAGGAGAGUAGCCUGGUGUACCUUCUCAGACCCGGCGGUCACAGACUACAGGUGAACACAGGCCUGGAGGGUGACUGGUGCGGCCUCAUUCCAGUGGGUGGACCCUGCCAAACAACCACUACUGGACUGAAGUGGAACCUGAAUAACCAGGUCCUGCAGUUUGGGAAGCUGGUAAGCACCUCCAACACCUAUGAACCCGUUGCCCCUGGAAACCCCAAAAAGCCUGUAACCGUGACAACGGACCAGCCCCUGCUCUGGAGCAUGGGCAUCUGUGAGGACGGGCACUGACACAGAAGAAGCCCCUCCUCCUCGGGUCACAUGUGACUAAGAACAUGCGACUACUCUGCUACAGAUGAGGCAAAGGAAGAAAAAGAUGACGGCGCUAUUACUUAUGGCCAUAAAACCUCACCUAAUUGUUUCUAUGAUAUAAUGAUCAGCUCAGUUGGAAUAUAAAGAAUAUUUACUGUAUUCUUUUAACUGGUGUGGAUAUGCUUCCUCACUGUGCAGGGUUGAACUCAAAAUGAACCAUAUACGACCUGAAUCCAGGCCUUAUUCCAUAACAUCUGGUUCCCUUUAAAACAUGUUGAUAUCAGGGAACGUUUGAGAAGGAGCCGACAGCAUGUAGCAGAUAAAGACGUUGCUGAACCUACAGUACAUCUUUCUUUAAAUGUGUGCAGGUAUCUGCUUUGUAUCACAGACUACACCAUGUGCCUUUGAUGUCAGGGCUUCUGCUAAGUACGAGAGGAAAUAUUGUUCACCCAGCUUCAAAUUAUUUGUGCCUUUUGAUGACAGUUUUACAAUAUUUCUGAAAGCCAGUAAAGUUGUUUACAUGUUAUAGUGAUAAAAAAAAAAGCAACUUGAAGAGACAAAUGUAGUGUGUGUUUCAAUUUGUUUUAUUUACACAUCGAAAUAUAAAUGUUGUACACAGAAUGUAAAAAUGACAUCCCUCUAGUCCCCAAUAAACACUUUGCACCACCGUCUCCUGUCCCCGGGAAAUGAAGUUUGUGUUCUUCAUGACCAGGACUUAACCACCACUAGACAGAAAAACGAGAAAAGCAGUGUUAAUGAUUGGACAAAGCGAAAUAGCACAUUACUGUCAACUACAGUCGGAAUGACCGAGCAAACCAAACAAUCACUGCUUAAGAAAACUGCCUCCCAAAACAAUUAUUGUGUGUCAGUUACCACUACGAUUGUACCACAACUUUCUUCACACUUUAGUAAACUAUAUAUUCUCACUAUUAAGAUAACAGGCUAAAUUAAUAGUAUUUGGAUUAUAUAUAUCCUACGGUGCCCAAAAGUAAAAUCAUAACUGCUCGACUGCUGUUGAGACCAAGAUCUGCUGUAGUUUAGUCCGUAGAGUAUCCAUGCUAGUUGUACAACAAUACUAUUUUGGGAUCAUGUGUUCAUUAUGAUACAAAAUUGAGGUUUUCAAAAAGGGGGAUCUCAAU